This is a messenger RNA of Cephus cinctus (wheat stem sawfly), 1998 nucleotides long. Its product is annotated as mitochondrial import inner membrane translocase subunit TIM44. Gene Ontology annotation, cellular component: mitochondrial inner membrane. Gene Ontology annotation, molecular function: protein-folding chaperone binding. The record is from RefSeq and is a predicted model, not a curated record. The coding region runs from base 118 to 1500 and encodes 460 amino acids. Gene Ontology annotation, biological process: protein import into mitochondrial matrix. The transcript is spliced from 7 exons. NCBI's taxonomy places the organism in Eukaryota, Metazoa, Arthropoda, Insecta, Hymenoptera, Cephidae.
UCAAAACUGAAUGGUUUAUCGACUUUAUUUCAUGAGAUAACAGUGAAAGGUCACUUGUCAAUAAUGCAAUGAUGUAAAUUGCAGCGAAAAAUCCAUAUAUGGUUUUCCCAAUAAAUAAUGAGACGACCGUUUCAGAACUUUGCUGCAUACAGAACGAGUCUGGCAGGAGCAGCUCGUUCUACUCAAACAAGAAACAGAUUAAAUAAUGGACAGAAAGACCAGAGGACAUUACGAAGUUCAUCACUUACCUUAUUAUCUAGCCAAAUUUCAGAACUACAAGUCACAUCGCUCCGUCCUUAUACAAAUCCUGCACGACGGCCGAGUUUUUUUUCACAAUUUGUGGAGAACAUAAAACAAGACAUACAGAAAAAUAAGGAAAUGAAAGAGUCGUUAAAGAAAUUCCGUGAAGAAGCUGAAAAACUUGAACACUCCGAUGCACUGAAGUCUGCAAGGCAGAAGUUCCACUCUGUUGAGUCUGAAGCCAACAAAGGCUCUGAAGUUUUUAAAGAAAAACUAGACAGUCUAAAGGAGAAGGUGCAUGAAGUCAUUGAAGAAGCCAGUAAAAGCGAAUUAGGCAAGAAAGCUGGUCAAAUAACUGAGGAAAUUUCCAAAUCAGCCAAAGAUGCAGCAGAGACAAUUACGGAAAAGAGUCAAGCACUUGGUAAGACCGGAGCUUUUCAGACGAUAUCCCAGACAGCAGAAGCUGUACGUAAAGAACUUGACCAACAUGGCAUACAAGGUCGUGUUUACGUACCACCUAGAAAAUUAAGAAAAAGAGUAGAAGUUUUGGUCAAUGCAGAGGAUAGACCAAUCGAAGCCAAUGAAGAGGCAACCGGAGUCGAAUUGCACAAGGAUUCCAAGUUUUAUCAGUCGUGGCAAAACUUCAAGGAUCACAAUCCGUACGUGAAUAAAGUUCUAGACUGGAAGAUUAAGUAUGAGGAAUCGGAUAACCCAGUGAUCCGUGCCUCACGACUUCUCACUGACAAAGUCAGCGACAUAAUGGGCGGUCUAUUUCAGAAGACUGAACUCUCUGAAACUUUGACAGAGAUCUGCAAGCUGGAUCCUAGUUUCGACAAGGCCAAAUUCUUAAGAGAUUGUGAGACGGAUAUCAUUCCCAACAUCCUUGAAGCAAUGGUCAGAGGUGACUUAGAGAUCCUAAAGGACUGGUGCCACGAAGCACCUUAUAACCUGAUAGCACAGCCCUUGCAACAAGCAAAAAAAUUAGGACUCUACCUGGAUAACAAAAUACUUGAUAUCGAUAAUGUGGAUCUAGUAAUGGGCAAGGUAAUGGAACAGGGUCCAGUGUUAAUAAUAAGUUUUCAAUCCCAGCAAAUAAUGUGUGUAAGAAACUCUGAGAACAAAGUUGUCGAGGGGGAUCCUGAGAAAGUUAUGAGAGUCAACUAUGUCUGGGUAUUAUGUCGUGACCCAACGGAAUUGAAUCCAAGAGCAGCAUGGCGACUUUUGGACCUCAGUGCCAACAGUUCGGAGCAGUUUGUAUAGUGCAAGUAUAGAAAAUGUGUCGAACUAAAAGUUUUACCUAGAAGAAGCAAGAGCAAAUGGUAGCUUCUUCUUAAGGAAUCACAAUCGAUUAAAUUCGAUUUUCGGAAAUGAACGUAGGUAAUUUCGAUAAAACGAUAUUUCUAUCGAUUACGAAAGCCUGUAGGAAGUAAUUUCCUGGCUCUCAGGUUCUUUCGAAACUUACCUCACUCCAGAACUUAAUUGAACGAUAGGAUAUAUUUCUUGUACAAAACUAAUUGUAGUCAUUGGCGUUUUACAGAGAAAAACAAAUUAAUACUUUAAGCUAAUAUCUAACCAGUUGAGAAUAUCGAGACAUUAGGAAAGUUUUACGCAUUCGUACGAGUCCCUGUAAUUCGUCUCUAUGAUCGUGCGGUCAUGUCUAUAUAUACAUAAAUAUGUAUAAAGAGAAACUUAUAUAUAAACGAAAAUCGUAGUCGUAUUUUCUCUGUACAUAAAUAGAUCAUCUUGUUAAUGUAGUAA